This is a messenger RNA of Aspergillus homomorphus CBS 101889, 1604 nucleotides long. RefSeq names its product RNP domain protein. Bases 339 to 1487 code for a protein of 382 amino acids. The record is from RefSeq and is a predicted model, not a curated record. Lineage: Eukaryota; Fungi; Ascomycota; Eurotiomycetes; Eurotiales; Aspergillaceae. Gene Ontology annotation, molecular function: mRNA binding. The transcript has a single exon.
UGUCCAUCAACCCGGACCUUUCCUCACUGACAGCUGUUCCUUGAUACAUUAUUCUUAUCUCUCUCACCACCCGACCGACCCUUCCCAAGCCAGCGCCAUUAACACCCCAGCAUCAAGUCUCUACUCACUUUCCCAGGCUCUGUGGUCUAGCCUGAGAUACGAACUCGCACCUCGAAGGCGUACUUCUUCCUCACCGAGUUCGGGACCUUUUUCAGGCGCGACGUCUGGCGUAUGACUGCGACGUCAGUCAGGCCCUGAAGGUACGUGUCUGCUGCUAGUUGCUCAACGGCGCAUCACACUAUCCACCGUUUCUCUUUUAUACGAACUCUCCGUUCAUCAUGUCCUUUCCGCCACCUCCAGGUCUUAGGCAAGCACCAUCGUCGCUCCCUGCGCGCCCGCCACAACCAGCGAGCGCUGCUUCGCCUUCCACCUACCAAUCCACAUACUCGGCUGCGCCGUCAUAUGCGCCGCCCGGUGCAAGUAGCAGUUAUGGCAGCCAGGGGCCGUCGCGACCCGGCUUCAGCGCCGCCACAGCCUUUCAACCGCGUUCAGUAGCCUCCACUCAACCCUACCGUACCAACAGUCCUGUUGUGUCCGCUCCACCCACCACUGCCAGCGGCUACGCGACCCCAACCACCACCGGCUACGGUAGCUACUAUCCGCAACAAGCACAAGCAUCGUACCAGAGCGGUCCGGCCUACUAUGGGGCUCCCGGCCAGUAUAAUGACGGCAACACAUAUGGCCCGUCCGUCCCACGGAUCCAAAACCCAUUCCAGCCCGCUGCCGGAAGGGGCUACGGCGGCCGGAACGACUCCGGCAUGGAUCCGGAGACCGAGGCGCAAAUUGCGCAGUGGCAGAGCGCCUACGCGAACAAAGAGGAAGUUCCGGCUGCCGGCAAGAUUCCCGGACGGCGCGACGCUAACCAGGGCCCCAUUGCUGGCCCCGCGUCCGGAGUGAAUACCCCGUCUGGUCCCGCCACAGGAGCUAAUACCCCGGCACCCAUCGUGGGGAUUCCCGAGCCCGCGCCGAAGACCGUUGUUCGUUCCGGUGGUGGACAGAGCUGGACCGACACGACACUGUUGGAGUGGGAUCCGGCGCAUUUCCGCCUGUUUGUGGGAAAUCUGGCAGGCGAGGUUACGGAUGACUCCUUGUUGAAGGCGUUUGCCAAGUACACGUCCGUGCAGAAGGCGCGGGUGAUCCGGGACAAGCGCACGCAGAAGAGCAAGGGCUACGGGUUCGUCAGCUUUAGCGACGGCGACGACUACUUCAAGGCAGCGAGAGAAAUGCAAGGCAAGUACAUUGGCUCCCAUCCGGUGCUGCUGCGGCGGGCCACCACUGAGGUCCGGCCCGUGUCGAACAACAAGAAUGGGAAGAAGCACGGCGGUGGAGGCGGCUCGGGUGGGGGCGGUUCUGGUGGGGGCAAGGUCAAGCAUGAUGGAGUCAAGAAGCAUGGGAAAACUAAGGGUGGCUUGAAGCUCCUCGGGUAACUGGGUUGUCCGGAGUGUACAAGGUGGAUUGCCUUCGGUCCUCUCAGUUGGAUUAUGCUACGGCCUCGGGGAUAUUAUGAUAGAAAGAAAGCAUUCUUAACUUCAAAUCAGAAAUUG